GCUCUCUGGGAUGCCGCUAUAAAGUGAGCUAUAGCCGCCAAAACGAGGACACCGGGGAAUCAGACGAGGGUCAACAAGGGGGUGUGCCAAUACUAUUUUAUACCUAGUUAAUUCCUCGUUACAACGGUUAACGUACAAAAAAAUAGCGGUUGGCAAUCAAUUCUGCGUGCCCGGAGCCCAAAAAUAACAUUGACGAGCACAGAGAAAGUGUAGUUGUUAAAUUACACUUGACAAUCGAUGGAGAAUCCAUUAUAACGUUAGUUGAUUGUAUUAAAGACUAAGCUAAAUUAGUCAUUUAUUAAAAAAGAAAAAACUUAAAGCAACACUAUGUAACUUUUCCCGCUUCGGUCCCCCCACAGGUUGUCUCAUUGUAGCUCGCGCGAGGGCCCGAAGUGCAAUUGUCUGUAAUGUCAGCCACGUUGAUAAACAACAUUAAGCAAUGUUAAAAACUUAACAUAAGCAUGAACACAGCCAUUAUCAAAGAGCAAUUAGGUUUUCGUUCUUAUAGAUUAUUUCCAUCAACAGUUCGACAUGUUCCGCUUAUCCUUGAGGGUCGCGGUGAGACUGGAGUUAAUACAGUCUUGAUAAACUGACACGUUAUCAACGUUAGCCUCCUAAAACCGCGACCACUGCUAACGUAAGGUAAUGGCUUUAACAGAAAUAUAUCGUUAACGUGAACUAUUUAGCUUUACGUAAAUUGCAAACAAAACAAAAACACUUACCGCUACAUAAAACUGGGCUAACGUUAACGCAUGGGCCGUGGACUCCUGUCGGCAAAGGUUUUUUGUUUUCCUCCGGCUCAGUUUGCACGCCUUGUAGUUGCUUCUGUUUGCUACAUAUCAUCUGCAGGCAACUAACAGCCACGUUUUCAAAUUUGGAGCCCACUGUGGACUGCGUUACGUGUUUCCGCUUUGGAGUGCAGCUUCCUUCCAUGUGUGGUUACCAUAGUAACAGACCCCACUUUGCAGAUAAUAGUUUAUCCAAAGAGGCCAAACACAGCAGGUAUGAGCGCAGAUACGGUUUUCUUUCUUCAAAACCAGUCCACCACCAUUGACUAUAGAGGGAAGGUCCCUGUGGAGCACCUGGAUUAUGGUUACAUUGAAAAAUGCAAAGAUGUAAAAUACCUGGAGCAGAUCUUGAGAGUACUGAGAUCUGGCAAGGAGGGCAUUUAUCCUCAUCUGAUUAAGUUCUGUGAGAGUCACUUGGAGAAACUGGACCCUAGGAGCCGAGUUCUCAGGAAGGAAACCCCUGUGGCCACAGCAGCCAGCCUUUCUAAUGAUGAGUGGAGCCAAAUUGUUGAUGAUUUGAAGACAUGGCAAGAAGAAACCAAAAAGAUUGAGACUUCACUGAAACAGGAGUCAAUGUUUGAUGAUCUAGUGAAAGAAAAUAUGCCAACUGUAAGAGGUUCCAAUUGCUCCUUUCCACUUAGUCAGACUUCAGUUCCAAAGAGGAAUCCUUCAAAAAAAAUCCUCCCACGUGAUUAUAGAGAAUGGGACAAGUUUGAUGUCGAAAAAGAAUGUGAAGAAAUCGACGGCAAUUCUGUCAAAAAGGAUCCAGCUGCCAUUAUAAACACAGGACACCCCAAAUUAAAGACUAAAGUGGAUGCAUCAUUGUUGACACAACAGGAAAAGCUCCUUCUGUCAACUCGUGAAAAGGACAAAGGCAAUGAAGCUUUCAGAGCAAAGGAUUAUGAGGAGGCAGUUGCAUACUAUUCCAGGAGCCUUUCCAUUAUACCAACGUUGGCUGCAUACAACAACAGAGCCCAGGCAGAGAUCAAUCUAAAGCACUGGCACAAUGCCAUGAGAGACUGUCUGAAAGUACUCGAGCUGGAACCAGGCAAUAUGAAAGCCCUGCUACGUCGUGCCAGAGUUCAUAAUCACAUGGGCAACUUCCAAAUGGCUGCUGAAGACCUGAGGGUGGUGCUUCGGGAAGAGCCGCAGAAUGCUGCAGCCACUAAACUUCUGUCUGAAACUGAGAAGAAGAUGAAGGAAUGUCAACUGGAGCCGCACAGCAAAGGCAAAAAAAUCCUCAUCCAAGAAGUAGACGAGGAAGAUGACAACAAUACCGAUGAGACAAAAGCAGAACAGACUGCUUGUCCGGUUGAACCCAGCCAGCCUGUGGGAGGGGAGGAGAGCUCAUCCACUCCUGCCGAAAGGGGAGACAUGGGUAACGCUCAAAAAAAGCCCCACAGCAGAGGGGACGGGGGUCCUCACAGUGAGUUCAACAACUCCCAUCAAGGACACUGGAGGAGCAGAGGAGGAAGCUCUGACAAGUACAAAGUCACGCAGGAGUCCAAGGAAAAGGUAGCCAAUGGAACUGGCAAGAGCGGCUCGACGGCUUCAGUGCCGGCUGAUCAGAGCAACAACGGUAAAGAAACUCCGGUUAGAGGAAAUGCAGGGGAAACUGUCAACCUUGAUGCCCCAUGUGGAGCCCUGCCCCCACCCCUGGCCCGGCUAAAGAAUGAAGGAAACCUGCUAUUUAAAAAUGGACAGUUUGCCGAUGCACUGGAGAAAUACUCACAAGCCAUUCAAGGAUUUACAGAUUCAGGGAUUGAUAGUCCAGAGGAUCUAUGUAUUCUGUAUUCUAACAGAGCAGCUUGCUACCUUAAAGAUGGCAACAGUCAAGAGUGCAUACAGGACUGCACAAGAGCCCUGGAGCUGCAAUCAUUCUCCCUCAAGCCCCUCCUGCGCCGGGCCAUGGCUUAUGAGUCCAUGGAGCGCUACCGUCAGGCCUACGUGGAUUACAAGACUGUCCUGCAGAUAGACACCAGCGUGCAGUCAGCACACGACAGCGUCAACAGGAUCACUCGGCUGCUGAUUGAGCAGGACGGCCCAGAGUGGAGAGAGAAACUUCCAGACAUUCCCCUGGUGCCUCUGUCAGCUCAGCAGCACCGCAGAGAGGUGCCACCCAGCGCAGAGGUCCUUAAGGCUCGAGCAGAGAAGGCAGCCAUAGAUGCAGAAAGGAAAGCAGAAGUCCGUUUUACAGCUUUGAAACAAGAAGGGAAUGACUUUGUGAAGAAGGGCCAAUACUCUGAUGCACUGGGAAAGUACACUGAAUGCCUUAAGCUAAAGCCAGAAGAGUGUGCUAUCUACACCAACAGAGCUCUGUGCUACUUGAAGCUGGAUAGGUUUACUGAGGCCAAGCAGGAUUGUGAUGCAGCACUGAAAGUGGAGCCAACCAAUAAGAAGGCCUUCUACAGACGAGCCCUGGCUAAUAAAGGCCUUAAGGACUACCUGGCGUGCAGCUCUGACCUGCAGGAGGUACUGCAGCAGGAUCCCAACGUGCAGGAGGCUGAGAAGGAGCUGGAGGAGGUCACGGUGCUGCUCAGACAGAGUCUGGCCAGUGCCAACGCUUCACCGGCCAAACCCAGAACGACUGUCCCCAUCACAGAGGUUGAGGGUGACGAGGAAACAGAGAGCAGUCCCAGAGGAGAGGACAUCAUGGUCAACCUCCAGCCCACCGACGCCUGCCAGUUUGGCCAGGCUCUGAACGCGGCUCGCUGCAGCAGAAACACGGCAGCCUGCGCUGACCUGCUGGCCUCCACAGCCCCGGAGAUGCUUCCCAAAUUCCUGAGUACCCAGCUGGAUGGAGACAACAUCAGCUUCAUCAUACAGGCGCUGGACUACCACCUCCUGGAGAAAGACCCCAACCUGGUCUACCAACAUCUCAACAACCUGCACACCACCGACAGGUUCUCGGUUGUGUUGAUGCUGCUGGAGAAGAACGAGCGUCUCCACGUGACUCAGCUGUUUGAGCAUCUGUCUGCCGUGCAGAGCACAGAGUUCACCAAGAACGAUGUCCAGAAUCUGGCCAACAAAUACAUCUGACCCUCCUGGCCCUGCUCCCUGCUGCAUGAACUGCUGCACCAUGACAACAACUCUUGGAUCUAUGCAAAACACUGCAACAGAACUGAGUACACAAAGCCGGGAAGCUGCAGAAUGUGCCCCAGAGCAAAAUACCAUGGAACUGAGUCACAUUCACUCUACUGGUCUGUGCUGUAAAUGAUCUGAUCACUGUAUGUUUGAGUGACAGUAUAAGGAAUAUAUUUUUCUCUCCAAAACAUUUUGCUAUGCAGAUUUACUUUUGUACCACCACUAACCAUAUGCAUUGUACAACAGGCAGACAGUACUAUGGGCACCUAGUGUAUUGAUAAAUGGGGUCCAAUGUACAAUGUUAUGUAAGGCUGCAGGCAAUUGUUUCCCCUACAGACAGGCGAGUUUGCUCAGGACGGGCUCAUGUUCCCAGAACUGAGCUUCGUCGUUCCGGUCCUUGAACCCUGUCUGUCUUAUGAUAUCAGUCAUCUAAUAAAUGAGCUUCCGUCAGACACCAGCCAAGUUUAGAAAUGAUAUUCAGUGCAUGCUGAUAUUACCUAGCCAAGGAACAAGUUGGGACAUUUGCUACUGAGCUAAUUAAUAAGA
Molecule: messenger RNA, 4418 nt
Organism: Perca flavescens (yellow perch)
Lineage: Eukaryota; Metazoa; Chordata; Actinopteri; Perciformes; Percidae
Gene: spag1b
Product: sperm associated antigen 1b
Exons: 19
Coding region: 1005-3827 (940 amino acids)
Cellular component (GO): cytosol
Molecular function (GO): protein binding
Source: RefSeq, a predicted model, not a curated record